AGAUAUUGAUACUGAUUCCGUUAUAUAAGAAGAAAUUAACCAAUUACAAACAUCAAUCCAAAGAAAAAGAAAAGGGAUCGGAUUUCAACUGGAUCUCAAUGGUGGUGGAAAGAGUUCAAGUCAUUGCCUCUAACAGCAGAGACAGAGACAGAGACAUCAUCCCUGAAGAAUUCAUCAGAUCGGAGCAGGAGCAGCCUGCUCUCACCACCGUCCAUGGGCUCGACGCCGGCAUACGGGUGAUUGAUAUGAGCGACCCAGAUCAAGAAAAGGUCAAUAAUCUGGUCGUCGAAGCAAGCGAGGAAUGGGGGAUGUUCCAAAUCGUUAACCAUGGCAUACCCAGCGAGGUGAUAAUGAAAUUACAGAAUGUGGGUAAGGAUUUUUUCGAGCUUCCGCAAGAAGAGAAAGAAGUUUAUGCUAAACCACCAGGUUCUAAAGAAGGCUAUGGAACAUUUCUUCAAAAAGAAGUGGACGGCAAGAAAGCUUGGGUUGAUCAUUUGUUCCAUAAGAUAUGGCCUACUUCCUCCAUCAACUACCAGUUUUGGCCUAAAAAUCCACCUUCUUACAGGGAGGCCAACGAGGAGUACGCAAAGCACCUGCAGAAGGUCGCGGACGAACUCAUGAAGAUCUUGUCAUUAGGGUUAGGACUUGCAGAGAAUGAACUAAAGGAGGCAGUGGGUGGGGAGAACUUAGAAUUUCUACUAAAAAUAAACUAUUAUCCACCUUGUCCACGCCCAGAUUUGGCUCUUGGGGUGGUGGCUCAUACUGACAUGUCCUCCAUUACCAUUCUUGUACCUAACGAUGUGCAGGGCCUCCAGGUCUCUAGAGAUGGUAAAUGGUAUGAUGUCAGCUAUAUCCCAAAUGCCCUAGUCAUCCAUAUUGGUGACCAGCUCCAGAUUUUAAGCAAUGGGAAGUAUAAGAGUGUGCUUCACAGGAGCACAUUGAACAAAGACAAGGUAAGAAUGUCAUGGCCAGUGUUCCUGGAGCCGCCGUCGGAGUUCAGCGUAGGUCCUCACCCCAAGCUCAUUAAUGAAGAGAAUCCACCCAAGUACAAGACCAAAAAGUUUGGUGAUUAUUGCUAUUGUAAGCUCAACAAGAUUCCCUUUUAGUUAUUACAUUGAUAGAUAAAAACCUUGUGUACUAUUUUAAUCUCUAGCAACUCUUUGAAGCUUAUGUGUUUGUAGUCAUCGGUUCACAAGUGGUUGGAACCAUGGUUUGGGCUAUCAUGCUCUGGUUCAUUCUUGGCUCUAUCCACCGCACCAUCAAAAUUAAUUUUGAUAAACACUUGGGGAGGUGUCAACUCCUUUGAAAAUGAAUAUAUAUGCUGUAUAAAUAUAAAUAUGAAUUCUGAAAAGGGAUUUAUUUUAUUGUUUGAUAAACAAAAGAAAAUUUUCUCGGUUCU
Molecule: messenger RNA, 1399 nt
Organism: Manihot esculenta (cassava)
Lineage: Eukaryota; Viridiplantae; Streptophyta; Magnoliopsida; Malpighiales; Euphorbiaceae
Product: flavonol synthase/flavanone 3-hydroxylase
Exons: 3
Coding region: 99-1106 (335 amino acids)
Biological process (GO): response to light stimulus
Molecular function (GO): flavonol synthase activity
Source: RefSeq, a predicted model, not a curated record